GACUAUGAGGCGGAACGUUUGUACUGAAAUGUUUCUACGGACGUAUUUGAAAUCGGUUCCACCUGCGGACCAGCAACAAAACUGUUUGCUUUGGUGUGUUUGAUGCAGUGAGGGCUAAAGGGAGAUGUGGUCCUUUUUCGCCAGGGAUCCCGUUAAAGACUUUGCUUAUGAAAUUCUCCCGGAGACACAAGAAAAAUGCGGAUUAUGGAUGCUUCACCGGGGCAAACGAAAGACAAAUGGAGAGCCUGUCUCCGUCUUUGUUUACGAGGUUGCCCAAGGUUCAGAACAACAAACCCAGCUCGCCAAAGCAGCUUUCAAACGUAUGAAGACCCUCCGACACCCCAACAUCCUGGCUUAUGUUGAUGGUCUAGAGACAGAGAAAAGCCUGUACUUGGUCACUGAGCAGGUAACGCCACUUGCUGUCCACCUUAAAGCUCAAGCUGAAAAGGGUGGUGCUGGAGAACUGGAGGUGUCAUGGGGUCUUCACCAAAUUGUGAAGGCUCUCAGUUUCUUAAUCAAUGACUGCCACCUCCUCCAUAACAACGUGGGUGUGUGGGCUGUUUUUGUGGAUAAAGCUGGGGAGUGGAAGCUUGGAGCACUUGACCAUGUUUCCCCUGAACAAGGUGAUCCAAGUGGAGCUGUUUUACCUGCCCCUAAAGCAGUCUACCCUGAUAUGGAGAAAUAUGAUCCACCCGAAAUGCCAAAUAGUAGUGGAGAAAAGUGGGCUGGGGAAGUUUGGCGGUUAGGCUGCUUAAUAUGGGAGGUGUUCAAUGGGCCACUACCACGAACUUCAUCACUUCGUUCAUUAGGAAAGAUUCCAAAAACUCUAGUCCCACACUAUUGUGAGCUUGUGGGAGCAAACCCUCGGGCUCGGCCCAAUCCUGCCCGCUUCUUGCAGAACUGUCGAGCAUCUGGGGGAUUCCUUAGCAACAGUUUUGUUGAAAGCAACCUCUUUCUAGAGGAAAUUCAGAUCAAAGAUCCUGCCGAGAAGCAGCAGUUCUUCCAGGAUCUGAGUGAAAACCUAGACUCCUUUCCCGAGGACUUUUGCAAACACAAGGUCCUUCCUCAGCUUCUCACUGCGUUCGAGUUUGGAAAUGCUGGAGCAGUUGUCUUAACCCCUCUCUUUAAGGUAGGAAAAUUUCUGUCUGCAGAGGAAUACCAACAGAAGAUAAUCCCUGUCAUAGUCAAGAUGUUUUCCUCUACAGACCGAGCAAUGAGGAUACGACUGCUUCAGCAAAUGGAGCAGUUCAUCCAGUAUUUAAAUGAAGCUGCCGUCAAUAAUCAGAUUUUCCCACAUGUUGUUCAUGGGUUCACAGACACCAACCCGGCCAUUCGAGAGCAGACUGUCAAAUCCAUGUUACUUUUGGCUCCAAAGUUGAAUGAAGCCAAUCUGAACCAGGAGCUUAUGCGUCAUUUUGCUAGACUGCAGGCUCGCGAUGAGCAAGGUCCAAUCCGGUGUAACACAACUGUUUGUCUAGGCAAGAUUGCCUCCUACCUCAAUGCUGGAGCAAGACAGCGUGUUCUGAUUUCUGCUUUCUCACGAGCCACUAAGGAUCCUUUCCCGGCCUCUCGGUCUGCUGGAGUUCUGGGCUUUGCUGCCACUCACAACUAUUAUAGUAUAUCAGAAAUAGCUGCACGCAUACUGCCCACUCUUUGUGCCAUUACUGUCGACCCAGAUAAAGGCGUCCGAGACCAGGCCUUUAAAGCUAUAAAGAGUUUCCUCUCCAAACUGGAAACUGUUUCCGAAGACCCUAGCAUGCUGACGGAGAUAGAGAAAGAUGUGGGGUCAUGUGCACAACCUGCUGGUGCCUCUUCGGGUUGGACAGGCUGGGCAGUCACAGGCAUGUCCUCUCUCACUUCAAAACUGAUCCGAACAAAUCCAGGAACAGAGGGUGGAGGAGCCACUGACGCUUCAGUUGCUACUGAUGCAGUCACUCCAACAAAUGCUUCUUCAGUUGAUUCUCAAGACACGCCUUCAGAGGUCUCUAUGCCUCACCCUGCUGCCAGUAGCUUUAGUCUACCAGAGACAAAUAAUGCUCAGACCAACAUUAAUGAGCCAAUAGGAGACCGGUGGGAUGAUGAUGAGGACUGGGGAAGUCUAGAGGAGCCAGAGAAAACUCUGACUGAAUCUGAUGAUUGGGGUGCAGACUGGUCAGGAAUUACAUCAUCUAAGAAGAAAGCUGUUGAUAAAACAAGCCGCAUGUCAUCAGUGGCUGUGAAGAAGCAGAGCUCUGAUUGGAGCAGCUCCGGUUGGGAUGCAGAUGACAGUUGGUCCAAUGAAAAAGAUGGGCAGGGGCAAAGCUCUGCUGGAGAAGAAGGCUGGGGAAAUGACUGGGCUGACGAGGACACAGACACAACCUCCACAAAUAAGACCCUGCCGCUGCCUGCAGGUGUGCGGUUAGCUAGUGAAUACAACUGGGACAGCGCAGCUAAAGGAUCAGCUCAGAAUGACCUGUUUGCCAGCGUAUCCCAGAGAACCGCGGCUAACACAACUGUCACGGGAGGAGAUGGCUGGAGCACAGAAAUGUCAGGAGACUGGGGUGGUGAAGAAAGUUGGGAGUCUGUUGAUGGUGUCCAGGGUUUGAGCAAAGCUGAAUUAUCAAAGAAGAAGCGUGAAGAAAGAAGGAAAGAACUGGAGGCAAAACGCGCUGAACGAAAAGCCAAUAAAGGACCGCUCAAAUUGGGUGCACGUAAACUAGAUUAAGGGACAGGUGUGGUACAAGAGGAGGGCAGCAGCAACGGGACCUAUCAACGGAACUUUGACAUUCCGCAAGGAGGACCAGAGAGAUGAAAGAUGUAAAACUAUAAACCUGUCUCCAAAAUACACCAUAAAAAUGACUGGUCAGAUGAACUGGACGCAAGGAACAGUUACUAAAAUAUUGAGAUGGAAAAGACAAUAUUAAGCUGUCAAUCAUCUGGGCUUAUGGGAAUGAACCAAAAUGUGCUGGUUUUAAUGUACAGAAAUGGACCUCUUAUAUUUAAGUGUUAUGUGGACAAAAGUAAACAAGGACAUGAGAGUCACGCCUUUAUCAUUAUAGUAAAUUUGCUGUAAAUAAAACGGCAUGAACAAUACAGUUUACUUCAGCUGUCACAAAAACAAUGCAUGCACAGUAUUUGACCCAAAAACUGUAUUUUUAUUGUCUAUAACAGGCCUUGGGAAGUAGAGAUCUUCUAAUGGCAAGUGAAUGCAUGUGUUUAUAUGUCCCAUGAAGAAAAUCGAUUCAUGCUGAACUUGAAUCAAGACUGGAUGGGAUGUUUUCAGGGUAAAGGACAUUUUGCUCUUUUAUUUGUGCCUUCAUUUUAACAAAUCAUAUCUGAAGGGUUAUAUAUUGUAUUACUGAGGAUGUGAACCUGUUUCAUUAAAUUAGUUUCCUUUAA
Periophthalmus magnuspinnatus is the source of this 3378-nucleotide messenger RNA. It is a transcript of the gene scyl1, whose product is annotated as SCY1-like, kinase-like 1. The transcript is spliced from 18 exons. The record is from RefSeq and is a predicted model, not a curated record. Lineage: Eukaryota; Metazoa; Chordata; Actinopteri; Gobiiformes; Gobiidae. The coding region runs from base 125 to 2704 and encodes 859 amino acids. Gene Ontology annotation, biological process: protein phosphorylation. Gene Ontology annotation, molecular function: protein kinase activity; ATP binding.